Messenger RNA from Gongylonema pulchrum, 297 nucleotides. The record is from the annotation of a GenBank genome assembly. NCBI's taxonomy places the organism in Eukaryota, Metazoa, Nematoda, Chromadorea, Rhabditida, Gongylonematidae.
AUGUAUUACUUCGACGAUAACACUGCCGACACAGGAUUGGAAGCACAGAGUUUCAUGGAAGAUGUGUUGCAUGGCACAAUUGACGUAAUCAAUCCUCUUUUUGUUGCCGAACGUGUAUGUGCUGGUGUGGAUCAAUCGACAGCAUGUGAAUCACAGUACGUCGAUGACUGCAGACACUGGCCCAAUCCCAACGUUAAUCUUCCGAACGUUACGCAAACGAUGCACGAAUUGAUUGAUAGAAUUGAUUAUCUGAGCUGCAUACCGCAGAAAAGGUUGGCUUCAUUUAAUGCAAACUGA